Molecule: messenger RNA, 1630 nt
Organism: Lontra canadensis (Northern American river otter)
Lineage: Eukaryota; Metazoa; Chordata; Mammalia; Carnivora; Mustelidae
Gene: SNX21
Product: sorting nexin family member 21
Exons: 3
Coding region: 392-1486 (364 amino acids)
Biological process (GO): protein transport
Cellular component (GO): early endosome membrane
Molecular function (GO): protein binding; phosphatidylinositol phosphate binding
Source: RefSeq, a predicted model, not a curated record
GGAAGCGGCCGGAGCCGCGCUGUGAGCGGCCUGGGCCCGGCGAAGCCGGGCCGGCCUCGGUAAGCUGCCGGAGCUGCACCCCGGACCCCGGGGUAUCGCGCGCCCCUGAGCACACCGCGGGGCGCGGGAGGGAGAGACGCGCCAGCAGGCGAAAGAGACGAGAGGGGGGUCCCGGCCUAUCCCGGGAAGAGCGCUGCCCUAGGCUACGGCGGAGGGAGGGUGCGACGCCAGGCAACGCCCGGGCCUCGUAGGACCCCCAACGGGCUGGGGCGGGGCCUCCGCGGCGCCCCUCCCUCCGCCAGCUGGGCCCCGCCCCUCCUCCCAGCGCGGGGUCCCGGGUCGCCCUCCCGCCCACGCCCAGGCCCCAGUGUCGGGCUCCCCCCAGGGUGCCAUGGCUUCGCGGCUCCUGCACCGGCUGCGGCACGCCCUGGCCGGCGACAACCCGGGGGAGGCGGCGACCGGUCCGGAGACCGAGCAGUUCCCGGAGAGCUCGGAGCUGGAGGAUGACGACGCCGAGGGCCUGUCCUCCCGCCUCAGCGGCACCCUCAGCUUCACCAGCGCCGAGGACGAAGAGGAGGAGGACGACGAGGACGACGGGGAGGUUGGCCCCGACCCGCUGCCCUCCGGAGACGGGGCGUCAGGAGAAGAUGCAGAUGGGAGCUCUCCACCUGAAGGGCAGCGGGGCAGUCAGCCACUGGCAAGGCAGUUGCAGGAUUUCUGGAAGAAGUCCCGGAACACCCUGGUGCCCCAGCGGCUGCUCUUCGAGGUGACCAGCGCCAAUGUGGUCAAGGACCCACCCUCCAAGUACGUGCUCUACACCCUCGCCGUGAUGGGUCCAGGGCCACCCGAUCGCCAGCCAGCCCAGAUCUCUCGCCGCUACUCGGACUUUGAGCGGCUGCAUCGAAACCUGCAGCGACAGUUCCGGGGCUCCAUGGCUGCCAUCUCAUUCCCCCGGAAGCGCCUGCGCCGGAAUUUCACCGCAGAGACCAUCGCCCGCCGGAGCCGGGCCUUCGAGCAGUUUCUGAGCCACCUGCAGGCAGUGCCUGAGCUGCGCCGUGCCCCGGACCUGCAGGACUUCUUUGUGCUGCCCGAGCUGCGGCGGGCGCAGAGCCUCACCUGCACUGGCCUCUAUCAUGAGGCUCUGGCACUCUGGGCCAAUGCCUGGCAGCUACAGACCCAGCUAGGCACCCCCUUGGGCCCAGACCGCCCACUGUUGACCCUGGCUGGGCUGGCUGUGUGUCACCAGGAGCUGGAGAACCCUGGGGAGGCCCGGGCGUGUUGUGAGAGGGCCUUGCAACUGCUGGGGGACAAGAACCCCCACUCUCUACUGGCACCCUUUCUGGAAGCCCACGUCCGGCUCUCCUGGCGCCUGGGCCUGGACAAACGCCAAACAGAGGCCCGACUCCAGGCCCUGCAGGAGGCAGGCCUGACCCCCACGCCACCCCCCAGUCUCAAAGAAUUGCUUAUCAAGGAGGAACUGGACUGACUUUGCCUAGACUUAAGGCCACUCUGGGGAGAGGCACCGCCCCGGGAUGGGGGGUGGGCAAGGAGGGCAUGAAUAGCAGUUGGGAAACUGUAGGGGGUGCUGGGAACCCCUAGAAGUCCUACAAGGAAUUUGUAGUAAACCAAG